AGCGAAUUGACAGACAGUGCGAUAUACUGGAUUUGAUCUGUGCUUGCGAUUUGCAGCGAUUUUGAGAAUACGGAAUUAAUUUUACUAUUACUAAUCGAUCGUUAAGUCUAAAUUGCUUUAUACAAUCAAAAUGCAGGGAUUAUCACUUCAAAGCUUGAAAAAGCACAAAGCUUUGAUCCCGUUGUACAUUUGUACUGCACUGGGUUGCGGCGGUGCCAUCGUUUAUUUAACGCGGCUCGCCCUGCGUUCCCCUGACGUCUCAUGGAAUAAGAAAACCAACCCAGAACCUUGGGAAGAAUACAGGGCAAAACAAUAUAAGUUCUACUCACCUGUCAGGGAUUACUCAAAGGAAGAGUCUCCGGCACCCAAGUAUUGAAACGCUAAUAAUAAAUAAUCUGUUUACUGCAAUAGUUGUUUAUUUAUGAUUUAAUAAAAUAGUUAUGUGAUACUUAA
This is a messenger RNA of Galleria mellonella (greater wax moth), 453 nucleotides long. RefSeq names its product cytochrome c oxidase subunit NDUFA4 (gene ND-MLRQ). The record is from RefSeq and is a predicted model, not a curated record. Lineage: Eukaryota; Metazoa; Arthropoda; Insecta; Lepidoptera; Pyralidae. The transcript is spliced from 3 exons. Bases 131 to 376 code for a protein of 81 amino acids.